Molecule: messenger RNA, 237 nt
Organism: Clonostachys solani
Lineage: Eukaryota; Fungi; Ascomycota; Sordariomycetes; Hypocreales; Bionectriaceae
Source: the annotation of a GenBank genome assembly
AUGAAGACAGAUAUUUGCCGGAUAAUAGAAAAUACUGAUCGGGACAUUGCCAUUACCCAGCGGCUGGAAAGGAUGCAAGAUCAGUUAUCGUACAUCGUUAAGGAUACAGAGACAUCGAAACAUACUUUGACAGCACGAUUGGAAGCUCUUCCCUCCUCGAUCAGCGAGAAGCUUCAGGGCAAACUAACUGGUGUGUUCCACCUAUUCCAAAAUAUCAAAUUAUUUCGGAGAUCCUGA